This is a messenger RNA of Plasmodium knowlesi strain H, 1977 nucleotides long. RefSeq names its product conserved protein, unknown function. NCBI's taxonomy places the organism in Eukaryota, Apicomplexa, Aconoidasida, Haemosporida, Plasmodiidae. The record is from RefSeq and is a predicted model, not a curated record. The transcript is spliced from 2 exons. Bases 1 to 1977 code for a protein of 658 amino acids.
AUGAAAGAGCAAAACAUGGAUGAACAUGACAAGCAUGAAGAAGCGGAAAAAAAAACGCAUAAGAAAAAUGCCAAGGAGGAAAAACUCACCUACCACUAUGACAGUCACCGUUCUAGGAAAAGCUACUCCAUCAGGAUAUGCAGGGAAGGCAUCUCCAGCGAGGCACCUCUUUGUGAGGGUUAUUCCGCACUGCGAGGCGACAGCGGGGGGAGCGCCAACGCGGGAAUGUCUACAAACGAGCACAGCAACGGGCACCGUACAGUGCGAAGAAAUUCAGGCACAGGAGAGACGACACAUUCGAUCCGUUCUGAUAACCUUACCAUGAAAAGUCGAAGAGAUACUUCCAGCCAUCGCAUAUUUUUUGUGAGGGGAUCGAGCUGUGCCCCCCCCUCAAGUGACACAUACGUAACUGGAAAAAGAUGGCUCCCCCGCGAUUGCUACAGAGAAUCACACUCAUCAUGUGAGCCGCCUAUUCCUAGCAUGCACGACAGGGUGCACCACCUUGAGCUAUCUAUACCUCCAAGGAAACGAAAUGGAAAGAUGAAGAAAGUUCAAAGGAGGUAUACAUCCCAGCCGAACGUAAGUGGAAGGCCCCAAGAAAUUACACAUGCUGUAAGGUACCCACGAAGUCAACUUGUCCAUACAGACGAAAAGAUUAAAAUGAAAGGCAGACAAAAAUUCACCCAGUGGAGCCAAUCCCAUUUAUGUGAAAACGGAAUAGUAAAAUGUGAAAAACUGUUUGGAUUAGGCAAACUAAAAAAUUUGUACAAGUGGAGUGACGACUACCAUGUUCAUAGCAGUACGCGGCAUGCUACAUUCCACAGGGAUAGCAACUCCUUUAAUAUGGCAAAAGCGACGAAAAAAAAGCAUACGUCAAACACAGUUGCUUCUAUAGGCAGAUGCACCUUUAAAAGGAAGGAAGAGGAAAACGAUUCACCCGUACCCAACAACAGUUUAAACAACAACCCCUGUGGACAUAAGCUCUUUCAAGUUAAAUUCUUAUGCCAAGCAAAGGGCUAUGAUCUGAAAAAAAUAAGUCUCGUAUUCAAUGCUAAAAGUAUAAACUACGUAUUCCACGAUAGUAACAACAUAUUGUGUGCAUUCCUAACGCCAGGAAGAAGUACCAAAUAUUUCUACAACCUCGACGAUAUAGGUAACAUAAAUAGCUUCCAUUUUAUGAGAGGUGUUACUCCUUCAGAUGCUGAAUACACUGUUUUUAUCUUCAUCAAUGGAUCUGUUGUCAUAUGGGACAACUCCCCAAACUGUUAUAGAAAUGACUUGUUCAUUAAUAAGGUUAUCGUGUUUUUGAAUUCCUAUUCUGAUGAAUUGCUACCCGUGCAUGUGGUGCAGGAGGAUACCAUGUUUUACAAUGAGUGUGGUGGAGAAGAAGAGAAAUGGCAUCCACCCAUGUUUACACCAUCUGGUGGAUUAAUUCCACCAUCACAGGGAAUUUUCUCCUCAUCCGGGGUAGGUACUCCCCUAAUCAGCGGGGGAGUCAUCCGCCUUCGCAGUGGUUCUCUGGAACAGAAACUCAUCGUAUCGUUCGCUCUAUCGCAGUCAAUCCGCCUCGACGUGCACGAAAUGCUCAUGGACACCACCAUCAACAAGCUCUUCCUAAUAUCGAAGCAGAUUGCCACUCGAGGUACCUGCACCAUUUCGAAGCAAGAUAUCUCCAGGAUGCUUGACGUAUACUCCAGUAUAAUUAACGUUAACGCUGUGCAAGAUUUCCUCGACGUACCAGAGUACUUCUGGCAUAGGGUACAAUACGAACACGCGUGGUUCGAGAUAUACACAUACCUGGAAAUCCCUGAAAGGAUAAAAAUUCUGAACAAGCGGUACAAUUACUACAAGGAUUUCCUCAAGGUGAUAAAGACCGAGGUUUAUAACGACAAGACAUUCCACACUUAUCGGAUCAUCGUUCUACUACUCUUCAUACAUGUAUGCGCACUGAUUCUCAACGAUAUGUUUUUCACCUAG